AUGGCCGACAAUAAAGGCGGCGCAGUUGCUUAUGCGCCGUUUGCUGCUAACUUCACGUUACACACUAUGCAUUCAAGACACUCGGUGGACUCGGUCGCGUCGUAUUCUAGCCAGAAUCACGUUGACCGUAUAAGGGCACAGAAUUUCUCAGCGGCUUCUUGUCAAGACGAAGGCGACUUCGGGUCGAUCAAGACAAGCCUCUUCAGACGGUCGUCAUCCAAUUUAGAAUAUCCAAACAAACGACCAGAGAGCGUCACGUCCAACACCAGCUCAACAAGAAGCCGCCUCCGAGAACUUGUCGAAAGGAAAUCGAGUCAGGACGAUCACAAGUCUGCGGCAGACACCGUCGGUGACAUACAGUAUUUUGAAAACCCUACAGAAACAUUGGAGUUUGACAAACCGCGGAAUUCUCUGGAAUCUAAAAAAAGUCAAGAAGAGCGUCCCAAAAAGAGGAAACUAUCAAAGGGCAAAGACAAAGAAAAAGAUAAGGAUAAAGACCUUUGUGAGGUAAAGAAUAAAAAACACGAAAAAUACCAAAGUAAGUUAGCUGAAUACUACAAAUUACCCGUACAACUGCCACAGGACGAAUUUUAUCAACAUUUGACGAGGUCUAAAGCUGCAGAGGAACUUAUACAGAAACGUUUUGCAAAUUCUGAUACCGAAUUCAGCGGCAGCUACGGAAGACUGUGCAAACACAAAGAGCCGGAAGGUGCUAAUUUACGUCGCAGUCGAAGUUUAGCAGUGAUAAGAGAGGAAACCUUCACCGACUUGCAGAUACAAAACCACGCUAAAAGCAAGAGAUCCCAGUUGAUACCCCGCGCUCGCUUAUUCGAUAAGCCUUGCUUUAAAGACAGGUUGCCAGGACGUGCAAAAUACCAAACCAAAGAGGAAGUUCUGGAAAGUAUUUACAUUGAUAGCACCGCAUCCUGUUUUGGUGACAUAAACGCACAAAAGGAAAACGAAAAAACAGAUAACACUGACAAUAGAUCAGAAAAAGAAGAAGUCCUAUCGCGAAACGACAGCCAUCAUUCAAGAUCCGUAAGUGGAAGUUGGCCGAACUUGAAUGAAGAAAUAAAACCAACAAACUUGUCCGAGGAUAGCAUUGGACAUUCGCGUAAUCCAAGUGAAAUCGAUAGUUUAGACUCUAACUACGUAAGAAAACAUUACAAUUUUGAAGCUCACAGAAAAAAUUACAAAGAUAGUUCGCCAGAAUCAGACCGAUCUAUUACCUCGCUUAAUCCCAGCAAAGAACUAUAUGUAACAACAGACGAACACGGAACUGAUAACGAAGAUAAAGAAAGAUCGAAAAACAACACACCAAAAUCAUUUACUAACGACAGUCUCACGAGGAGUGACAAGGAUAAGCCCGUCGAACUUGAACCAGUAAGUUACACAGAAACCUAUGACGCAAUUUCUGUAAGAAGUAAAAAAAGUGAAGAAAAUACAAGUCCAACACCAGAAGAACAACCAAAUAUAGAUGAAUCGAAAAACGAUAUUGAUAUACAAUCUAUAGCCUCUGAAAACGACGAAAUCGUGUCCAGCCCCCCGGAUAGCAUAACUUCUUAUAUUUCAAUUUCAAUAGCUUCAUCAGACAAGUCGCACAAAUUGGAAUACUUAGCUAAUUCUCUAGCAGAAAAAAUUGAUGAGUAUUGUGAUUCACAAUUCAAAGAAAAUACAUCCAUCGCAUCGCACACCAUAAAAUCUGAAAAUAAUAAUCAAGACAACGACCCUAUUUACACUCAAGUUAACAAGAAAAAGACGUUUGCUGAUAUUCGUAGAGAUUCAUUUUUAAAAAAGAACGGUAACCUUUUCAACGAAAUUUUACAAAAACAGAACAACGAAGUGUAUGUCAGCAACACAUACAUUGAAAGCGACACUUAUUCUACAAAGAGUCACUGCACUUCUAAAAAUAUAACAACUGAACCUUUUGUUACCACCCUUAUCGAAAAUCAAUAUUAUUCGCUCCCCGAUAUUAAUAUUAGUAAGUGCUUAAGAAAAUCAGAACGAAUUGAUGCCCAAUUAAGGGAGGAAGAUCCAGAAGACAUACCUUGUGAAAAUACUUAUGAAAUAGCGCAAACUCAUUUUCGAGAAAUAUUAUCUUCAAAAGGCACUGAAAAUUACGGUCAAUUAAAUAAAACUUUCACAAAACCAACACAUAACUUAAAAAUACAAACAAAUAAUUGCAUUUACCUUCCAGAAUAUACAGAACCACAACUAAUACAAAACUUUAAUAAGCUUGACGACGACUUAAAAUCUAUUAUAACUAUCGAUAGCUCAAACGCUGACGAUAAAGAACCAAACUAUUUUCGCUCAGAUAAUCAUCAAAACGAAAGAGAGAUAAACGAAAUAGAAGGAACAAUUAGAAACAAUAAAAUAAUUACUAAAUCUGAAAGCUUAAAAAUCUCAAAUUCCGAUUACAGGCCAGAGAUUAAUAUCAUAAAGUCGUUAUCUAACGAUAACAUAAAAAAAUCACUACAAGAUAAGAAACCACGGCUAGGAAUAAUUAAGAAACAUUAUUCCCUUCGGCAAAGAGAUCCAACUGAAGACGAUAUUAUUCGUAUCCCCAGCCCGGAUUCUGUUGAAAGAAGUGUAAACAAAACAAGUGAUUUUACAACAACAAAAUCUCCGCCAGUUGAAGAAGAAAAAUCUCACUCACUAUUAUCAAGAGUUCAAUCAUUCAAGACAUCGGCGGAAUCUAAUAUUGCAAUCGUACCACUUAGCGGGCACCAAACAAUUGUUAUAGAUCCACCACUAACACAGACACCGAGUGAAACGAAUACCCGCGCGGAAGUAAAUCCUCCAAAAGAAUUGGAAACAAAAACAACUUUACCACAAGCAACCAACUGUGCUGAUAUACAACCUACAUUGGAACCUAAACCAGUUCCAAAGCCUGUUACCGACACAAUUAAAGAAGUCAGAAAAGUUACAACCGAAAAUUGUAUUGAUACAUCGAGUUACUAUACACCGAAAGAUCCUUUCAUAACUAUAAAAUUAAAUAAAGUUGUAAAAACUACUAUACCAAAACUCAGAAAAGAAACAAGUGAUAAAAUAGCAUUUGUACAGCACAAGUUUGAGAAACCUCCUCCAAAGCUAAUUAUAAAAGAUAACAAAAAUUGUUCGGAACAGCCACUCUUCACAUUCAAAAAAUUAAACACAAACAUGACUAGACCUCAGGUGUUACAGGUAAUCGAUUCGAAAAGUAAAAAGCAAAACAUAACAACGAAAAUGGAAAAUAACAAGGAGACAAAUGUUGUAACAAAUAACAAGCCAGAUACUCCGGUAGAAAUAAAAGAAGAAAAUAAAGACACUAAAAAUGACAGUACAGUUAAAGAAAAACUGAAUAACGCAAUCAAAACCGACAUUGAAUAUCAAGAAAAACUUAAUUCAGUCAAAAACUACUGGUCAAAGCUUAUAGACAAUGGCCCUGAGGGUAAUGAAGCUACCGUUAAACAAGAAUUGAAAGUGCAUCAAGAAGAUUUCAAUAACAAUAAUGGUAAUAACUUUGAAGAAAAAAGGGAAGAUAAAAAUUUGCCUAAAAACGAUGAUACUAAAUGUUUGUCAGAAAUAUCAGUGGGAAAUAUAAUAAAAUCAUUAGAAAGUGUAAAAAUUGUAGACAGCAUACGUAAAAUCAGUCAGGCAAAAUUACAACUAUGGAAAGAUGAAACUGAAAAAGUCAAAAGCGACUCAGAAAUUGAAGAAUCUACAUUGGAUAAAAUUGUUAAAGAUUCUGACCCUAACUAUUAUGAUAAAAAUGAUGUUAAAUCACCUGAAAUAGAUUUAAAUAGGGAUACUCCUGAAAUUGAAAUAGUUGAGUUAAGCAGCGACGAUAACCAAAACCAAAAAACUCAAGCCACUCUUAUAAAAGCAAAAGGUUACGAAAAGGGAUGUGAUGAUUUUGACCACGUGAGAUACAAGGUGAUGAAAUCAGAGCUAUUUAAAAAUAGCAUGAUAGCUAAUUACCGCAAAGAAGCCCAGUUUGACGGGUUACUGCAGUACUUACAAGAUUAUAGCUUUCAGGAACUAUUGGUGAACAACAACAUCGUAAUAAUUGAACCAGUUCGUACUAAAGUCGAACCCGCUCCCAGAAAAAAUACAGAUACCUGCAAAAUUCCACAAACUUUACUUAAGAAAAACGAUAAUAAUGUAGGCCAGAACGAUAAGCCUAAAAAUGCAGUAAGACGACAUUUCUUUUACCACCCCAUAAGGGUAAAUAAGGAAAUUAUUGAAGAAGAGCUUCCUAACCCAGAUACAGUCAAGAAAGUAAGAAACUUGUUUGAAGAUACAUUGAAAAUGAAGAGUCCUAUGACCCACGAUCCACCACUGGUAAAUGAAAAUAUAGGCUUAACCAGAAGAGCUACGUCUUAUCGGAAUCUUAACGAGGAAUCGAAAGGAAAUAAAAAUGGUGGCAGAAAGAAAGUCAUACGUCAGUUAACUAUUGAUACAAACUUCGGUAACAAGAAGUGGGAUAAUGCUAGUCUUUCCAGUGGAGUUUCGAGCGGUGAUCUCAGCUCAAACAACGAAUAUGAAACAGACGGCUUAAGCCCAUAUUCACAGAAAAAUUUAAAAGAUAAUGAAUACAGUUCCAGUGAAGAAUAUCUUUGCGAUUCUAUGAACCAAGAUUUCUGCUGUGAAAGUCAAUACGUGAGUCCUGACAUUUUGCGUAAGAUAAGAGAGUGUGGUACUUCAAUAACUUACUAUGGAGGAAAAGUAUUGACUUCUAAAACUGGUUCAACCGUGAGUCCUAUGACAAAAGCCAUUAUGGAAGAAAUAAAGAGUUUACAAAAAAACUGCAGCAGGGAUUGUUAUUCAUGUCAAACCAAAUGUCGAGGAGAUAAGUGUUCAUGUCUCAUAGCAGACAAACAUAAGCAAAUGCUGUCGGAGAAGCAAAAUUCUAAUACGAACUUAGAUGCUACAAAUCAAAACCAAGACAAAAACAAGCGAACUGAAGGAUUUCCAGGUUUUAAAUUUAAAUUAGUUAAAUCGAACAGUUGUAGCAGUCGCCUAGAGCUUACUGGAACCGACGAUAGCAAAAACCCUAGGAUAAAAUUCAAGAAACAACUAUCAAGAGAAGACCCUCCAUUGGUACAUGAUGAUGAGAAUUCGGUAAAGAAUAAAAUUUGUAGACUAGAAAGUUACAGUAAGGGUAUUGUUAAAACUCCUUUUGACAAUAAAGACAGCGGAAUUAAAAAGGACAUAGUCAAAUCCAAAAUUGAGGCUAUUAAACAAAACGAUGCUAACAUAAGAAAAAAAGAAGUUUCUUUACAACAGCCGGUUCCCGUUGCCGAAACAAAAAAAGAAGCAAUAAUCCUGGAACAACAAGAUGAAAGUACAGAUGAUGCUAAGACUGCAGCGCAAACAGACAAACAAGCAUCAAGUGCCCACACGUUCGAAAAGAAAUUUUAUUAUGUAAAUGAAAACCUUGACCAAGGUAAAGUAACAACGGGAAAAUUUGGAGAGAUGGUGUUCGAAGAGUUUGAAGUUUUAGAGUCGUGUUACGAUAGUUUGAAUAGCAAUAAGUCAUUAAAAUAAAUGUUAAACGUCUACAUUAUUAUCAUAAGCUUUUGCUUACGUAAAAUGUGAUCUGUAUUCAAAUAACACUAAUAAAUUAUUGCUAGUAAAUGUAGUACCUAUUAAUAUAAAUAUUUAGCGUAUAAUCAUGUAUCUAAUUUAGUUUUUAAGUGUAUUCUUUUAACAUAGAUAGCUGUUAACAUUCGCGAUCAAAGUGUACCGUAUUAUUGGUGAUGGUCUCUUUUUCUGUAAUAAAUGUAUUUUAUGGAU
Molecule: messenger RNA, 5778 nt
Organism: Helicoverpa zea (corn earworm)
Lineage: Eukaryota; Metazoa; Arthropoda; Insecta; Lepidoptera; Noctuidae
Gene: jv
Exons: 3
Coding region: 1-5529 (1842 amino acids)
Source: RefSeq, a predicted model, not a curated record